AUGAGCGUCAAAGAUAUUCUAGAUUAUCCCCAGAAUAAACUCCACUACAUUGUUAAUAUGGAAUGCAGCGUGCCCUGUUACCGCACUGCGAACUUCGGUCAGAUUGUUUUCUGGAUAAGAUUGAGCUGCGAUGUCAAUCGUGUGAGGAUGUUCAAGCAGCAGAGAAAAAAACUUGAGACCAGUACAAAUUCUGAGAUGAGACGAGCAGAAAACGAAUCAAAACCACGAUCCCGUCGUUUCUCUCAACAAGAAUUCAAAUCUCCUGAAUCUUCUCUCGACACUCUUCACACGAUUCACGAUUCUCGGAGAAGAGACACCCAUUUCGAAUCCAUAACCAAAUCCCAUCAAUAUCAAUCUUCAACCACUUCCACUAGCGAGAGAAUAGACCCCAACGUCGGGUAUGAGGAAAGCAGGAGUGAUAAUUUUCAGAGUCGUACGGACUCCUGGAGGGCGUGGAGUUCGGGGGAUUAUUCCGGAAGAAGAAAGGAAAUCGGGGAAGCCGUUCAGUUACAGCAGCAGAUCAACAGCGGUUUUCCCGAUACCGAUAAUCUUUUCGAUGACACAAAUACAGUUAUCACGGAUGAUUGGGGGAGAUACAAGAGAAAGUCAUUAAACAGUCAGAUGACUGAGACUGGUGACGCUGUGGUCAUUAGGAUAGAACGGCUGAGUCUCUUCCCGAGGUGCACUUUGUUGAACGAUCGAGAUGUCAAGCAACUUUAUGUGGAAUUUUCAUUCCUGGGAAAUCAUGGCCCGGAUUUGGAAACCGUGUCGGUGCCAAUACCUAGGAGUUCACCGUAUCAUCUGUAUUUCAAUUAUAUGAAGAAAUUCGACAUCGACACGAAAAUUCAUUCUGAUCAGCGGAAGAAAUUAGAAGAAAUGCUGUCUGACGAGGUGAGUUCGACAGUGAAAUUCACGAUUGUUAAUGAACCGUUGAUGGAAGAAAUGGAGACUAAGGACUGCGUCGAAGUUGGUCAUGCAUAUUUGAACUUGAAAGAGCACGUGUUAAAUGGAGGAAGUCAUGACAUCUCUCUUAAGGUUUCCAACAUCGAGGCGAGUGACACUAUAGGAUCAUUAAAGAUCACAGUGUUGGGAGCAGAUGCCAUUCGCAAAUGUAUUACGCAAGAUUGAGCUGCUUGCGUCGAAAAUAUUUUUAUAUCUCCAUGUGAAAUAUAUUAUUUCGAUAA
Molecule: messenger RNA, 1184 nt
Organism: Fopius arisanus
Lineage: Eukaryota; Metazoa; Arthropoda; Insecta; Hymenoptera; Braconidae
Exons: 5
Coding region: 1-1128 (375 amino acids)
Biological process (GO): non-motile cilium assembly
Cellular component (GO): ciliary transition zone
Source: RefSeq, a predicted model, not a curated record